GAUCUCUCUCCUGUCAGCAAGGCAGAGAAAUACAAAGCAGCAUGUCUCCCUAGUAAAACACAACGCAGCACACAAUGUAAAACACAGCACACAGUUAACCCUUUGAUCGCCUCAGAUAUUAACCCCUUCCUGCCCAGUGUCAUUAGUACAGUGUCAGGGGGACUGACAACUCCUGGGGCAAUUGGGGAUCAUGGUGCCCCUGUGUCCUUGCCCAAACUCAAAAAAGCCUAUGAAAAAGGUACCAGGGGCAUCUCAUGGGGCCCCUACUGACCCCGGGCCCUCGGGCAGUGCCCGAGUUUCCAAAUGGUCAGUCCACCCCUGGUUCUGUCUG
Messenger RNA from Staurois parvus, 331 nucleotides. Lineage: Eukaryota; Metazoa; Chordata; Amphibia; Anura; Ranidae. The record is from the annotation of a GenBank genome assembly.